Dentiscutata heterogama is the source of this 166-nucleotide messenger RNA. Lineage: Eukaryota; Fungi; Glomeromycota; Glomeromycetes; Diversisporales; Gigasporaceae. The record is from the annotation of a GenBank genome assembly.
AUGAAAAAUUCAGAUUUAGAUAACAAAAAGAGUAAGCUCGUAACUGAUUUAACUACUGAGGAUUUUCAUAUAGAUAAAUAUACAAGAGUAGAAGACAAGAAAGAUGAUUUUACUAAGUAUGUUAAUGAAUAUACAAAUGAUCGUGAUAAAGAAAGUAUGGAUAGGA